This is a messenger RNA of Pyricularia grisea, 593 nucleotides long. RefSeq lists its product as uncharacterized. Bases 215 to 430 code for a protein of 71 amino acids. The transcript has 2 exons. NCBI's taxonomy places the organism in Eukaryota, Fungi, Ascomycota, Sordariomycetes, Magnaporthales, Pyriculariaceae. The record is from RefSeq and is a predicted model, not a curated record.
CUUUGUUUCUCUUCCAAUCUUCUCGCAACAAAAAUUUCUUCUUGACAUUAAAUUCAGUCUGCCCAAGAAGAUACAAGAACUACAUUUCACCAGGGGCUUGCACAAGCAGUAAACAGCACGCCGGCAGUUUUAUUAUUGCUUUGCCACGCUACCACCUACCCGUCUACCUACCUAUCUACACCAGCCCCAUUCCGUCCCCCAGUCAGAAAAGAAAAUGGCGGAGCCAACCCAGAAGCAAGAGCAUGUCUAUCACCGACACUCGUCGAGCAUUGCACCCACAGUCUCUCGUGACAAGAAACAGAAGACCGCCGGCCGCGAGGUCCGAAUCAAUAACUGGCUACAAGAUGAAGGCCUUGCACGCCUAAACUACAUCAGCCUUGCUGGUGUGAAAGAUGAGAAGCCGGAGAAAGGCUCAUCAGCUCAACUCUGAGUCUCUGGAAUGUAUUUGGAUUGGAUAAUUGGCUGUAUUGAUAAACGUUGUGAAGACUAUGUAUUCUUGGGAAAUGUAACGAUGAGCAAUAGGUUUGGAAGGCAAAACAAAAAGGAUCAAGAAAAAUAUGGAGAAACGGACAAUGAGCUAGAUUUACAAUUAG